AUGAUGCCGGCCUCGCAGCUACGUACGCCACCCUACGGGGAGCAACUGGCGAACUUCUCUCAGAAAUCAGUAAUGGGCACUAUCUUCGAGACCACGGACCGGUAUACUGAUUGGCGGCCUGUGGGCCUAGGAGUAUCAGGACUCGUCUGCUCCGCCAGGGACCAGCUUUGCCAUCAGACCGUUGCCGUGAAGAAGCUUGCCGACCCAUUCAAGACAGAGACCAUUGCAAGACACAUGUUCCGAGAAAUCAAAUUGCUACGACAACUGCGACACGAAAAUAUCAUCAACCUAACCGACAUAUUCAUCUCUCCCUCCGAAGACAUAUACCUCGUGACCGAACUGAUGGCCACCGACCUAAACACAAUCCUCAAAGCGAAAAAGGUCGAAGACCAGUUCGCCCAAUACUUCAUGUACCAAAUAAUGCGUGGCCUGAAAUAUCUGCAUUCGGCCGGUGUUAUACACCGAGAUCUGAAACCGAGCAAUAUCCUCGUCAAUGAGAAUUGCGAUUUGAAAAUAUGCGACUUUGGGCUUGCCCGGGUCCAGGAAUUACAUAUGACGGGCUAUGUCUCGACGAGGUACUACCGUGCCCCGGAGAUCAUGCUCACUUGGCGAAAAUAUACCGAGAAAGUCGAUAUCUGGAGUGCGGGGUGUAUCUUUGCGGAAUUACUUCUCGGUGAGCCUUUGUUCCCAGGGAAGAACCAUAUCAACCAGUUCUGUGUGAUUGCCGAUUUAUUGGGGAAUCCUCCGGAAGAAGUGAUUUCGAAUAUCACGAGUGAAAACGUGAGUAUCUCAGAAUACGCUGAUUUCAAUGUCCAUUUCUCGUGGAACUUCGAUGCUGAUUCAUUCAAGACAUUGAAUUUCAUCAAAUCCCUCCCAAAACGGGACCGCAAGCCCAUGUCCCAAGUGAUCCCCAGAGCAAAUGCAGAUGCAACGAACCUAAUCGACAAGAUGCUCGAAUUCGACCCCCAAGUCCGCCUCACCGCAACAGAAACCCUCUCAUCACCCUACCUCGCCCCAUACCACGACCCCACCGACGAACCAGUCGCAGCAGAAACAUUCGAUUGGGCCUUCCUCGAAGCAAACCUCCCAGCUGACAUGUGGAAGACAAUCAUGUACGGCGAGGUCCUCCGGUUCCACGAACAAGCGCAGCAGGGUGGUCUGAUAGGACCGAUGAAAUCGGUACAUCAGGUGGAUGGAAUGGAUCUGGGAUAA
Molecule: messenger RNA, 1212 nt
Organism: Penicillium paradoxum
Lineage: Eukaryota; Fungi; Ascomycota; Eurotiomycetes; Eurotiales; Aspergillaceae
Exons: 8
Coding region: 1-1212 (403 amino acids)
Biological process (GO): protein phosphorylation; stress-activated MAPK cascade; cellular response to oxidative stress
Cellular component (GO): cytoplasm; nucleus
Molecular function (GO): ATP binding; MAP kinase activity
Source: RefSeq, a predicted model, not a curated record